GUACCAACAAUGGGGGAUGAAUAUCCCCAUAGUGUCAAAUUGCGAAAGAGCCUACAACAAUAGGAACAUGAAAUUAUCCUGGCUGGACCAGCAGAUUGAAAAGAGGAUGAAGCGGGAGAGGGACGAAGAGGAAGCCAAGAAGAUCCUGAAAGAACGCGAGGAAACGUUGAAGAAACAACGCGAGCUGGAGGAAGAUCAGAAAAAGGAACUCCUCAAGAAAAAUCGCCUGUACAAAACCAUGCUGGACGAGCAAGUGGUGCAACUAAAGCAAAAGCAACUCGAGGCGGAAAUGUUGAAGCAGAUCGAACGCGAAGAAUCCAAGAAGAAGAUGAGCGUGGUGGAAAUAGAAAAAAAGCACAUGCAGGAGGAAAGACGUCGACUUGAGAGGGAGUGCGCCCUCUACAACAUAAGACAACACAAACAGAAGCUCAAACAGAAGGCCGUAGAUAUCCGGGAGAAUCUGGCGAUGGAGAACGAGUUGAUUCUCAAACUAAAAAAUCUGGAAAUGGAAAGGAUGAUGCAAGAUGCCAAAAAGCGCCAGCAAGUCAAGGAAACCUUUGAGAAAUACGCCAACUUGGUCAAAAUGCAACAAGAGUUGGAAAAGGAGCGGCAAAAGCAACUGGACUUUGUUUUUGAUUCGGAAGCGAAGGACAUUUUUGAGCGCCAAACUGAACUGUGGAAGAACGAAGAAAAAUGCCGACAAAAGUUACUGAAAGAAGUGCUGGCAACCGUUAAAAAACAAAUCGAGGAUAACCUGGAAAAAAAUCGAGAACGACAAAGAGAACUUCUACGAGAAAAGAAAGAAAAUGAGGUUAACAUACAAGAAUACAAUAAGGAAUUGGAAAAGCUUGACAGAGAGAAAGAAAACAGGAAACUCAACAGAAGAGUGGAGUUGGAUGAAGAUGUCAAAGUGAAGAAUGCCAGAAAAUUUCAGCAGGAAAACAUAAAAUUGAAAGAAUUGGAUGAUGAGUUGGAUGGAAUACGGAAAGAAGAAGAAAGGUUGAAGAAAGAGAUUCUAAAUAUACAGAAAAAACAUGCGAAUGUUAGGCCUUCGACGAGUAGAACUCGUUGUUUUUAUUGA
Molecule: messenger RNA, 1081 nt
Organism: Brassicogethes aeneus
Lineage: Eukaryota; Metazoa; Arthropoda; Insecta; Coleoptera; Nitidulidae
Source: the annotation of a GenBank genome assembly